UCUACGUGGGCGUUUUGGGUCAGCACAACCCACACAACGGCGUAUUCCUAUACGAAGAAAAGAAAGAGAGGCCACUUUUCGCACCCGUCACUUAAGCAGGGAACCACCGCGAGUGUAUCAAAAUGUGUAAAGUGAAAAUUUUAAGAGCCUUGGUGGAGCAGCGACUUAACGUGGCCGUCGAAGAGAUUUUCGGAAUGUUCGAAAGAACCAUCGCCGAGUACGAGGAAGAACUUUGCCGAACAAAAGAGGAGAACGUGCGGCAACGCGAACUUCUCGACAGUGUGUUCAACCAUCAAACCGGACUGCACGCAUCAGACGUGCAGCAGGUGUUGGUGGAGAGUCAAGAUGAUGAUGAGGAGGAAGAAGAAGAGGAGGAGGAGGAGGUGCUCGCAAAGCUCCCCCACAUUAAAGAGGAAGAGGAAGAGGAGGACGUGUGGAAGAGUCCACCCUUACCAGAGGCGGACAUCACCGCGUUCACGUUGUCCGAUGUCUGUGUGAAGACCGAAGAUGACGACGCUCACUCCUCGCGGCAUCAAAGUGAGGAGACCAGAGGUGGCGGCUCCAGUCAAACCCUGACAACAGAAGCCGGCGGAGAACACUGCGAAGAUCUCUGCUCGCCAGCAAACAUCAUGGCGCCAUUAUCUGAUACGGAAGACCUGAUGUCACACUCUUCCGACACCGACAACAACAAAGAAGCUUCCAACUCCAAAGGUGAAAGAAAACUCUUCGUCUGCUCCGACUGCGGUAAAACGUUUGUGAACAAAAGCGUUUUGAAAAACCACAUGGUCACGCACACGGGAGAAAAACCUUUUGCGUGCUCGGUUUGCGAUAAGAAAUUCUCCUUAAAGCAUCACGUGAACAGGCACAUGAGAAUCCACACGGGCGAGCAUCCCUAUUCUUGCUCGGUUUGCGAGAAAGGAUUCCGCGACAAGUUUGGCUUGAGGAGUCACAUGAGCAAACACACCGGCCAGAAACCGUAUUCGUGUCCAAUUUGCGCCAAAGGUUUGUCUUGUAACUCGUCGCUGCGGAUUCACAUGAGAUUACACACUGAGGAGAAACCCUUUAUGUGUACCGUUUGCGGCAAGGGUUUCUCCGGUAGUUCGUCUUUCAGCGUACACCUGAGACAACACACGGGGGAGAAGCCUUUUGUCUGCCCCAUUUGUAGCAAAUGUUUCUCCCGUCAAGAAACACUCACCGUGCACAUUAAACGUCAUACUGAGGGCCAACAGUAACUGGGGACACAAUGCAACUGCUAAUUUGCCUGUAGUCAGAGUUGAAACCAUAAUUAUACCACAUGUACCAAACCUGUUGAGCUACAUUUCUAGCGUUUAACCGGCAUGGCAAUUAAAUCGGCCUUUUAUGGCUCUUCAAACAUCAGCCAAAAUAAUCGGUCUAAUGGGUGAUUGUUUUUACCUUAAUGUUCUCUAACCAUUUACCGCCAUUGUACACUGGUCUCAUUGUUUAUGAUACAAAAAUCCAUACCUUGUAACCUUGUAUUCUUAAUUAAAUCUAUGACAAGGAUUAUUGUCCUUCUAAUUUCAUUCAUACCCCACCCAAGGCAAUCUGGGAACCGAGAAAAGGAAAGUUGUUUAUUUGAACAAUUACAGUUACACUUUGGAAUGAGGAUCAGGCUGGCGCAUGAAUAGAGAACAGCCGCGUAUAAUUGAUGCCCAUUCUAGUGUAUUGGGGGUAUUUUUUGAAUGCAUUAUAUAUUGCUUAAAUUAAUCAGCCAAUUGAUUGAUAAUCUGUAUUUUUUUUUUCUGC
Messenger RNA from Hippocampus comes (tiger tail seahorse), 1764 nucleotides. RefSeq names its product oocyte zinc finger protein XlCOF22-like. The transcript is spliced from 2 exons. Gene Ontology annotation, biological process: regulation of transcription by RNA polymerase II; embryo development. Gene Ontology annotation, cellular component: nucleus. The record is from RefSeq and is a predicted model, not a curated record. Bases 123 to 1232 code for a protein of 369 amino acids. Gene Ontology annotation, molecular function: RNA polymerase II transcription regulatory region sequence-specific DNA binding; DNA-binding transcription factor activity, RNA polymerase II-specific. NCBI's taxonomy places the organism in Eukaryota, Metazoa, Chordata, Actinopteri, Syngnathiformes, Syngnathidae.